CAGUCCCAACACCAACAUGAUGCAUAACAUUGUCGCUGUCGGUCUCCUCUUGGCGUCCAUGGUCGACGCCAAGGGCCUCGACACGAUCCUCUCCAAGGCCACGUUCCAGAAGCUCUUCCCGAACGCGCUGCCCAUCUACCAGUACGAAAACAUGAUUGCCAUGUCCCAAAAGUACCCGGCCUUUGCCAACACGGGCAACGACGACGUCGACAAGCGCGAGGUCGCGGCGUUCCUCGGCCAGAUCUCGCUCGAGUCGGGCGACCUCCAGUACGUCGAAGAGAUCAACAAGAACGAGUACUGCCAAGCCAGCCAGCAGUACCCGUGCGCACCCGGGAAGCAGUACUUUGGUCGUGGUCCGAUCCAGCUCUCGUGGAACUACAACUACAAGGACUUUGGCGACGCGUUUGGCAAGGACUUUGUGAGCAACCCCGAUUUGAUCGCCAAGGACAAGGACCUCGUCUGGCUGAGCGCGUUCUGGUUCUGGAACGCCGACAAGUGGAACGGCAACAUCCACGACGUGGUUGGUCAGCCCGGCGGCUUUGCGUACACGACGUACAUCAUCAACGGCGGCCUCGAGUGCGGUCCGAACCCGCCCAACAAGCAGUCGGAGAUCACGCGCAUUGCGAGCUACAAAAAGUUCUGCGACCUCCUCGGCGUCUCGCCCGGCGACAACCUCUCGUGCCAGACGAGCGCGUACCCGCCGACGACGCCCCAAAACACGGCGAUGCCAGUUGCAAAGUCCAACCAAGAGCGAAAAAAAUCGGUCCAGACGACCAAGACCAAGUCCAAAGUGCGCCGCUGA
This is a messenger RNA of Saprolegnia diclina VS20, 802 nucleotides long. RefSeq lists its product as hypothetical. The record is from RefSeq and is a predicted model, not a curated record. NCBI's taxonomy places the organism in Eukaryota, Oomycota, Saprolegniomycetes, Saprolegniales, Saprolegniaceae. The transcript is spliced from 2 exons. Gene Ontology annotation, molecular function: chitinase activity. Gene Ontology annotation, biological process: cell wall macromolecule catabolic process; chitin catabolic process. The coding region runs from base 17 to 802 and encodes 261 amino acids.